Messenger RNA from Aspergillus oryzae RIB40, 609 nucleotides. RefSeq lists its product as uncharacterized. NCBI's taxonomy places the organism in Eukaryota, Fungi, Ascomycota, Eurotiomycetes, Eurotiales, Aspergillaceae. The record is from RefSeq and is a predicted model, not a curated record. The transcript has a single exon. The coding region runs from base 1 to 609 and encodes 202 amino acids.
AUGCUGAUCUACGGUUCAUGCAUUGGCUUCUCCCUUCUGUCUCAGUCGUGGGAGGAGUUGAUCCCGCUAGACUCACCGUUGCGGACAACAAGACAGAGUUGGACAAUGUCUUUCAACGUAUGGACUAUUGUGAUUUCGACAGAUCUCCGUAUUGGGGGCGUUACAUCGUUGAUGUUCAUGACAGCACCGUUGGCGAUGGCUUUUCUCGUAUACCACACCUACCUUAUCUGGGCUGGCAUGACGACAAAUGAGAGCGCGAAGUGGUCUGAUUGGAAAGAGGAUGUCGCUGAUGGUAUGGUAUUCAAAUCUACUAAGGCGGAGGCAUAUGGAAACUCGCCUUUGCUGCGCGAAUAUCAAAGCCCGCAAACAUCCUGGCCGGUAAAUAGUGACCAGGUGCUUGUUCUUACGGAAGGUGAGCCACCGAGAGUGGGCUUCGUAUUCUCACUCGAUUCCAAUGAGAUUAGGCAGCCCAAUGAUGGGGAGGCACCUAUUGAUCAUAUAUGGACCCCAGUGCGCAGUAUGAGGGAGAUUGACAAUAUCUAUGAUCUUGGAUUUUGGGAUAAUCUACGCCACUCCUUUGGAUUACCUGCUCGGCGGAAGAUGUCAUAG